AUGUCGUCGAAGGAGCCCCAGCCCAACGACGCGGAGAAGAACAUCGAGAUCUGGAAGGUCAAGAAGCUGAUCAAGCGUCUUGAAGCCGCCCGUGGCAAUGGCACAUCCAUGAUUUCCCUCAUCAUUCCGCCCAAGGACCAGGUCUCACGCGCCGCCAAGAUGUUGGCCGAAGAGUUCGGUACCGCCUCCAACAUCAAGUCCCGCGUCAACCGUCUCUCCGUCCUGUCCGCCAUCACCUCGACCCAGCAGCGUCUGAAGCUUUACUCAAAGGUCCCGCCCAAUGGCCUCGUCAUCUACUGCGGUGAAAUCCUUACCCCUGAGGGCAAGGAGCGCAAGGUCAACAUCGACUUCGAGCCCUUCAAGCCCAUCAACACCUCGCUGUACCUCUGUGACAACAAGUUCCACACAGAGGCUCUGAGCGAGCUGCUCGAGUCCGACCAGAAGUUCGGCUUCAUCAUCAUGGACGGAAACGGCGCCCUCUUCGGCACCCUGUCUGGCAACACCCGUGAAAUCGUUCACAAGUUUUCCGUCGACCUGCCCAAGAAGCACGGCCGUGGUGGUCAGUCCGCCCUUCGUUUCGCCCGUCUGCGUGAAGAGAAGCGCCACAACUACGUUCGCAAGGUCGCCGAGCUGGCUGUCCAGAACUUCAUCACAGCCGACAAGGUCAACGUGGCUGGUAUCAUUCUGGCUGGUAGUGCCGACUUCAAGAACGACCUGAACCAGUCCGAUCUGUUCGACAACCGUCUGCAGUCCAAGGUCAUCAAGGUCGUCGAUGUGUCCUACGGCGGCGAGAACGGCUUCAACCAGGCCAUUGAGCUGUCGUCCGAGACGCUCGGCAACGUCAAGUUCAUCCAGGAGAAGAAGCUCAUCAACGAGUACUUCGACCACAUCUCCAAGGACUCCGGCAAGGUCUGCUACGGUGUCGAGGAUACCCUCAAGGCUCUGGAGGCUGGCGCCGCCGAGACGCUGAUUGUCUUCGAGAACCUCGAAAUCACUCGCUGGGUGCUCAAGGCUUCGGACGGUGCCGAGGUCAUUCUCCACACCAACAAGACACAGGAGGCGGACCGAACCAACUUCAUGGACAAGACAACCGGUCAGGAGAUGGAAAUCGUCGAGCAGUCAUCCAUGCUCGAGUGGCUCGCCGAGAAAUACCGUGACUUCGGUGCCACGCUCGAAUUCGUCUCUGACCGUUCCUCGGAGGGCAACCAGUUCGUCAAGGGUUUUGGCGGUAUCGGUGCCAUUCUGCGUUACGCGCUCAACUUUGAGCAGCUUGCCGACUUUGACGAUGACGAAGACGAGUUCUACGAUGAUUGA
Messenger RNA from Ascochyta rabiei, 1314 nucleotides. Its product is annotated as translation termination factor eRF1. NCBI's taxonomy places the organism in Eukaryota, Fungi, Ascomycota, Dothideomycetes, Pleosporales, Didymellaceae. The record is from RefSeq and is a predicted model, not a curated record. Gene Ontology annotation, molecular function: translation release factor activity, codon specific; sequence-specific mRNA binding. Bases 1 to 1314 code for a protein of 437 amino acids. The transcript is spliced from 2 exons. Gene Ontology annotation, biological process: cytoplasmic translational termination. Gene Ontology annotation, cellular component: cytosol; translation release factor complex.